Bufo bufo (common toad) is the source of this 1228-nucleotide messenger RNA. It is a transcript of the gene MMGT1, whose product is annotated as membrane magnesium transporter 1. The transcript has 4 exons. Lineage: Eukaryota; Metazoa; Chordata; Amphibia; Anura; Bufonidae. The coding region runs from base 56 to 451 and encodes 131 amino acids. The record is from RefSeq and is a predicted model, not a curated record. Gene Ontology annotation, cellular component: EMC complex; Golgi apparatus; plasma membrane.
GACGUCACUGAUAGCGACCGCCGGCUAUUCGCUGUAGUGGAGGCGCUCCGGGGACAUGGCGUCUUCAAUCUGGAAAGGGCUGGUCGGGGUCGGUCUCUUUGCAUUGGCACAUGCGGCUUUUUCAGCGGCUCAGCAUCGCUCGUACAUGAGAUUGACCGAAAAAGAAGAUGAGACAUUACCGAUAGAUAUAGUCCUACAGACCUUACUGGCAUUUGUAGUCGCCUGCUACGGCAUAGUCCAUAUUGCUGGAGAGUUUAAAGAUAUGGACGCCACUUCAGAGCUGAGGAACAAGACCUUUGAUACAUUAAGGAACCACCCGUCAUUCUAUAUUUUCAACCACCGGGGGCGAGUAAUGUUCCAAUCCCCAGAAACAGAGUCUCAACAAAAUCAGCCUGGCUUUAUAUCCAACGCAUCACUGAAGUUACGAAAACUAGAACCGAUGCAACGCUGAAAAAAAUCGAUUUCUAGAACAGAACAUUGUGAUAACAUCAGAGUCCGAGGUGGAAACAGUGUUUAUUAUUAUUUUUUUUUUUUCUCAACUAUUCUGGAGCAAUAUUUAUAUUGAUCUUCCAGACUUUUUAAGAUGAGAAAUGAGGACUUUGUACACUUCUGAGGAGGACUGUGUGGUGGACGAGCAAUGCACUGUAACUUAUUGCUACGAUUAUGCUGUAAAACUUGUCUUUUAUCUUGAAAACAUUACCUAAUGCUGCAGCUCGAAUAAAGUGGCUUGAAUAAGAGAGAACCGGUGAGGUUUGUUCAGAAUUCGUAUGUGGUUUAUCUAGAAAUCAGUUUAGUCCAAAUUUCCCUCCAGCCAGAAAUGACCUUUAAGACUUGUUGCUGCUCUGUCAUAUUGUCAAUCACCCGCAUGUAAUCAUUAAAUGCCUGGUCAUGUACUGACACCUUGAACCGCGCUCUGCAAACUGUGGAACUACAACUCUCAGCUUGUUCUGACAACCUAUCUAGUACCGCUAAUGUCUGGCCUGUGCCAGCCAUAGUUUCAAAGGGAAAUACAGGAGCAGCCUGACAAUUUGCGGCACUCCGCAUGCUGAUCCCGCAGCCCGGCUGCUCUGUGUAUGGUCACCCUCGGAGCAUGGUAGUUUUGCAGCAGCUGAAGACUCACAGUUGCAGAUGACUUAGGUUUAGAGAUGAGCAUUCUUUAUCCACGAGGGGCUGUCCCUGCCGCUAAAGAAUCACCUCCUUGCUGCUUGAUUGACAGGGCUGGACAUCU